GAGUGCUCCUCCGGAGCGGGCCCGCAUGAAAGGUGGACGGCCGGUGCCAUGGUGCUGCGUGCGGUCUCUAGCGCUGGACACGAUCACGGCAGCUUCCGGCUUCCUUUUUCUGACUACUCUCACCUGCUUCCACAAUUGCGGUGAGGCAUUCACUGUGUGCCGCCGCCGCCUCCUCAGCUCCCCUAGCUGCCCGUCCGGUGCCCAAAUUUCAUACACAACAUCGCCACCAUCGUCGCCCCCAUGGCCGACCUGCCGGGCUUGAGCAACCGCAAGUUCAGCAUCAACCGCAACACGGGCGUUCCCCGGCCCGCCCGUCGCUUCUCCAUCGGAGAGCCCGGACUGAGCGAGUCCAGUAGCAAGGUCCACAGGCAGUUCCGCGCUGCCCACGAGGGCCAUCUCCCCCAUGCCGGCCUAGACGCCACCAGGGCGUCGACCGGCGUCGUGUGGUGCACUGAGCGGGCGGCCGAAUAUGGCUUCCUCGACGAGCCCGACCAGUGGGCCAACCUGGGCCAGGGUGCGCCCGAGGUCGACGACGACAUCGAGGGCUGCUUUCCCCGCCCCACGACGCUCGACAUCAGCACCGCCAGCCGCGAGUACGGCCCCACGGCCGGCAUCAAGCCCCUGAGAGAGGCCGUGGCCCGGCUGUACAACGAGAUGCACCGCAAGGGCAAGCCCAGCCAGUACACCUGGGAGAACGUCGCCAUCGUCCCGGGAGGUCGUGCCGGUCUGAUCCGUAUCGCUGCCGUCCUGAACAAUGCUUACGUUGGCUUCUUCAUCCCCGACUACACAGCCUACAACGAAAUGCUGUCCCUGUUCAAGAACUUUGCCGCCAUUCCCGUGCCCCUUCAUGAGGACGACGGCUACCACAUCCACCCGGACAAGAUCGCCGAGGAGAUUGCCCGCGGCACCAGCGUGAUCCUCACCUCCAACCCCCGGAACCCCACCGGCCGUGUCGUGCAGAACCCGGAGCUGGCCGAGAUCCAGGACAUCUGCCGCGGGCGUGCCACCCUGGUCAGCGACGAGUUCUACUCGGGCUACAACUACACCAGCAACUGCGACGGCACGACCAUCAGCGCUGCCGAAAACGUCAUCGACGUGGACGAAGACGACGUCCUGAUCAUCGACGGCCUGACCAAGCGCUUCCGCCUGCCCGGCUGGCGAGUCGCCUGGAUCCUGGGCCCCAAGGAGUUCAUCAAGGCAAUCGGCUCCUGCGGCUCCUACCUCGACGGCGGCACCAACGUGCCCUUCCAGGAGGCCGCGAUCCCGAUGCUGGAGCCGGACCUGGUGCGCCGCGAGAUGGUCGCGCUGCAGCGGCACUUCCGCGAGAAGCGCGACUACGUGGUCCAGCGCCUGCGCGCCAUGGGCUUCGUCAUCCGCUACGUGCCCGACUCGACCUUCUACCUGUGGCUCAACCUCGAAGGGCUGCCGGCGCCCAUCUCGGACGGGCUCAACUUCUUCCAGGCCUGCCUCGCCGAGAAGGUCAUCGUCGUGCCCGGCAUCUUCUUCGACCUCAACCCGUCCCGCCGCAGGGACCUGUUCGACAGCCCCUGCCACCACUUCGUGCGCUUCUCGUACGGCCCCAAGAUGGACGUGCUCAAGAGGGGCUGCGACGGUAUCGAGCGCGUCAUCAACAAGUUCAAGAACUUGGAGAGCCACUGAGGAAGGCCGGACGUGAUGUGACUGACAGGGAGACCGAGCCCCUGCUAGAGUUCCCUUUCCUAUUUCUUUCUCUCAUGCGGAAUGGCCGGCGG
This is a messenger RNA of Thermothielavioides terrestris NRRL 8126, 1751 nucleotides long. RefSeq lists its product as uncharacterized. The record is from RefSeq and is a predicted model, not a curated record. Gene Ontology annotation, molecular function: pyridoxal phosphate binding. Gene Ontology annotation, biological process: biosynthetic process. NCBI's taxonomy places the organism in Eukaryota, Fungi, Ascomycota, Sordariomycetes, Sordariales, Chaetomiaceae. The transcript has 10 exons. The coding region runs from base 241 to 1659 and encodes 472 amino acids.